GUCACUCCUCAGCGCCUCUGUUUGGCGCAGAGUAAUGACGUCAGCCUUCCAGUGGAGACAACAUGGCGAAGAAACAACGUGGGAAAACUUCACCGUCAAAGAAAGCGACAGUAGAGACAACAGAGAGGAUCAUGGAGAGUUUCAGUGAUGAGGAGGAGGAGGGUCCUGAAGAGGUCGCGUUUGAAGACUCGAAGACUGAGGCUCUCAGGAGCAUGAAGGAGGCUCUGCAGAGAGCCAGGAGGGAGAAAGAGCUGCUGAAGGAAAAGAGACGGAAGAGACAGGAGCUGUUCCAGGAGCAGAAGAAAAGAAAACUUUUACCGGACGAUGUUUUGGAGGAAAUGGACUCUGCUCCCUCAAAGAAGACGAGACAGGUGGACGAAGAAGCUCCUCAUCCUGAUGAAGAGGAGAAGCAGGACGAAGAGCGAGACGAGGGGAGCCGGAGGAAGAAGAAGAAGAAGAAGAGUGGGAAAAUGGCACGCAGCAGAAAUCUGAAGGGAAACUACACGGUGACCACGGCCAAAGAGCGAGCGUCGGCGUCCUGCCAGCAGCAGGCGGCUCAAGACUUCAUCCAGUCCAGACUGUACGGACCAGGAAGCUGCAGGACCACAAGUAACGAGCUGCUCUCCCUCCAGAACAAGAAGGGGAGGAAUAAAAGUGCGGCUGUGCAGUUUGUCAAGAAAGACUGGGCCUGUAAAGAAAAAGCCAAAGCAGAGAAGCUGAAGAAGAGGUGGGUCCACAGGCAGCAGAUUUCCUCCUGCUGACCCGGAAACAUCUUCAGCUGACCUUCACCGCGGAGAGGAAAUACAAACCGAACUUUUACAAAAGGAAGAGAUUUCUAAGAGUUCCCGUCUGUUUGUUAUAAAGCAGGACGUGUGACCAUGGAAACGCCUUCUGAGUGUGUGUGUGAUGACCUGUUGAUUAAAUGUGUAUCUUUGAGAAUAAAGACGUUUAGUGAACAAA
Messenger RNA from Notolabrus celidotus (New Zealand spotty), 960 nucleotides. RefSeq names its product nucleolar protein 7 (gene nol7). NCBI's taxonomy places the organism in Eukaryota, Metazoa, Chordata, Actinopteri, Labriformes, Labridae. Gene Ontology annotation, molecular function: RNA binding. The transcript is spliced from 8 exons. Bases 63 to 761 code for a protein of 232 amino acids. Gene Ontology annotation, cellular component: nucleus. The record is from RefSeq and is a predicted model, not a curated record.